Molecule: messenger RNA, 643 nt
Organism: Argentina anserina (silverweed cinquefoil)
Lineage: Eukaryota; Viridiplantae; Streptophyta; Magnoliopsida; Rosales; Rosaceae
Product: cytochrome b5
Exons: 4
Coding region: 73-468 (131 amino acids)
Cellular component (GO): membrane; intracellular membrane-bounded organelle
Molecular function (GO): heme binding
Source: RefSeq, a predicted model, not a curated record
AUCUGGUGUCCAAUCUUGAGGGAGUCUCUCUCCGUCUGAGCUAAAAGUUGACCAGAGCCGACGAAGGAGACGAUGCCGACCCUAACGAAGCUCUACACAAUGAAAGAAGCCUCGCAGCACAACACCAAAGACGACUGCUGGAUCGUCAUCGACGGCAAGGUAUAUGAUGUGUCAACAUAUAUGGAUGAUCACCCUGGUGGAGAUGAUGUAAUCCUUGCUACAACAGGCCAAGAUGCCACUGACGAGUUUGAAGAUGCUGGGCAUAGCAAAAGUGCAAAGGAGCUGAUGGAAACCAUGUGCAUUGGGGAGCUCGACACAGACGUCGACACCACGGACACCGCUCUCGAGGAUCAACCAACUAGUUAUCCUGAGAAGCUCAUGACCCUGACAAAGCAAUACUGGGCUGUUCCUGCAGCUGUUGUGGGUAUCUCUGUUGUGGUUGGCAUCUUGUAUUUGCGCAAGAAGUGAUUCAAUACUCGGAAGGAAAGUAGUCACAAUUUUGGAAUAAUUAGGUUAAUGUAAAUCAUAUAUAAACGGCAGCCCAAAAGAAGAAGCAUCACUGUAAAUCGAAAUAGGGAGAAGAAGCAAGAAUGGCGCAGCAAGUGCAGAAGAACACUCUGUACGUCGGAGGCUUAGCGGAGGA